Messenger RNA from Arabis nemorensis, 831 nucleotides. NCBI's taxonomy places the organism in Eukaryota, Viridiplantae, Streptophyta, Magnoliopsida, Brassicales, Brassicaceae. The record is from the annotation of a GenBank genome assembly.
AUGUUGGUCGGAAAUCCGUCGGAGUUGUCGUAUUUCAAAGCUUUUGAAAAGCGUUUGACUGCUACGGAUAUCCUCAAGGAGGAGGAAUUAAGCCGUUGCACAGUGGUUUCGGUUGAGGGAUACGACACAUCCCUUCGUCCAUAUGAUAUCAGGGCGAUAUUGACAAGGUAUUUCGGUUCAUGUGGAAACAUUUGCGAUGUUGUGAUUCCCACAUACCCUUCAAGCAGUGUUGUCGAGAGAGUUGGUUUCAUAUUUUUCCGGGACGAAGGCGCGCAAGAGAAGGCCUUGGCACUUAGUGGAAGUAACGUGGGGUUUCCAUUUCCUGGUAUUCGGUUGGGAGGAUGGGAUGUAUAUGUUAAGGCUUGCCCGAGACAUUCCUUUGCCUUAAGCCCUGAUCAGGUGGCUGCUGCUCGCAGACUCAUAAACGCAAUUUAUUACUGUGGCUUUGCCGUUACCGGAUAUCCCACUUCCCUUGCUGCGAAUGAUGUCAGGAGUGCAUUGUUUAGGCUUUUCAGAUCCUGUGGAGAGAUCAGAUACCUGACUGUCGAGGACGACCCUAGUCAACCCGGUCUUCUCCAAAGGUCCGGUUUUGUUAGUCUAUCGGGAGAAGGCGCACUAGAGAAAGUUGUGGAACUUGAUGGAAGUGACAUGGGAGGAUGGAAUGUAGCUGUUCUGACUGAACCGAAACCAAAUGAAAUCACAGUCUCUCGUGCUAAUCAGUUUAAUAUUGGUUGGGAAGGCCCACCUGGUCUUCGCUGGGUCGACCUUCAUCCUUCUACUGCGAGCUCGGUUAACCCACUUGCUGAUUGGCUGGGAAGGCGCAUCAAGUAG